AUGGAGAAAUCACUCUUACCUCAAAUCCAGCCCCCAACUUAUGGUAACCUAGUCACCAUUCUUAGUAUUGAUGGAGGUGGUAUCAGGGGCAUCAUUCCUGCAACUAUCCUUGCUUGCCUGGAAUCUCAACUUCAGGAGCUGGAUGGUGAUGAUGCGAGGAUUGCAGACUACUUCGAUGUGAUUGCUGGAACAAGCACAGGUGGUCUUGUGACUGCCAUGCUAACUGCUCCGAAUGAUGAGAAACGUCCUCUAUUCGCAGCCAAAGACAUCAAGCCCUUUUAUCUUAAGCAUGGCCCUAAAAUAUUUCCACAGAGAAGGGGUAUUUUCGGCUGGAUCAUGAAUAUUUUUAGAUCAAUAGUUGGGCCCAAUUAUGAUGGGAAAUACCUUCACAACCUCAUAAAGGAGAAACUAGGAAGGACUCGGUUGCAUCAGACCUUGACCAGUGUGGUUAUUCCAACUUUUGAUAUCAAGAGUUUGCAGCCAAGCAUUUUCUCCUCCUAUGAGGUUAAAAGAUCCCCAAGUUUGGAUGCUCCACUGGCUGACAUAUGCAUUGGUAGCUCUGCAGCACCAACAUACUUUCCGGCCUAUUUCUUUAAAAACCAAGAUAAAGAAGGAAAAGCACGGGAACUCAAUCUUAUUGAUGGUGGUGUCGCAGCAAAUAAUCCGGCUUUAGUUGCCAUAAGCCAAGUAACGAAACAAGUUUUUGACAAAAACCCAGAUUUCUUACCAAUUAAACCCAUGGACUAUGGCCGCUUUCUAGUGAUCUCAAUAGGAACUGGCUCUCCAAAGUCAGAACAGAAAUACAAUGCCAAAAUGGCAGCCAAAUGGGGCGUUUUGGGUUGGCUACUUCAUGGUGGUUCCACUCCUUUGGUGGAUGUGUUUACGCAAGCAAGUGCAGAUAUGGUUGAUUUCCAUAUUUCCGUGGUUUUCCAAGCCCUUCAUUCUGAAGAUAACUACCUCCGAAUCCAAGUGAGCUCCUCCAAUACAUGCUCAUGUUUCCAUUUGGCUUUUGCCUUAAACCUUCUUGUGCAUUGA
This is a messenger RNA of Vitis vinifera (wine grape), 1035 nucleotides long. Its product is annotated as patatin-like protein 2. The transcript has 5 exons. Bases 1 to 1035 code for a protein of 344 amino acids. Gene Ontology annotation, biological process: lipid metabolic process. The record is from RefSeq and is a predicted model, not a curated record. NCBI's taxonomy places the organism in Eukaryota, Viridiplantae, Streptophyta, Magnoliopsida, Vitales, Vitaceae. Gene Ontology annotation, molecular function: glycerophospholipase activity; monoacylglycerol lipase activity.